AUGGCAGAGGCUGUGGGAGUGCCCAAGGGCAGGUGGGCAGGUCACUUUCGUGGCCAGGCCUGCCUGGUCCAGAUUCCCGAACUGGGCCAGGAGGGUGUGUUGGGCAACUCUCUGAGGACGGCAGUGGCUCAUCUCUCUCUGAGCUUCUAUUUCGACAGCAACAAUGGGACUCUGGACAGUGUGGGCCACAUUUUUCGCCAACUGGCUGAGGAGAAGUGUGAGGGCGCCCAGCGUCUCUUGAAAAUGCAAAACCAGUGCUGCGGCCACGCCCUCUUCCAGGAUGCACGGAAGCCUUCUCAAGAUGAGUUGGGUAAAACCCAGGACGCUGUGGAAGCCUCCAUUCUUAGGGAGAAGAACCUGAACCAGGCACUAUCUGAUCUGCGCGCCCUGGGUUCUGCCCGCGCGGACUCCCACCUCUGUGACUUCCUGGAGAGCCGCUUCCUGGAGGAGCAGAUCUGCCAAUUUUUAUAUGUGAAAGCUGUUCCCUCGAAUUAUUAA
Messenger RNA from Physeter macrocephalus (sperm whale), 498 nucleotides. RefSeq names its product ferritin light chain-like. Gene Ontology annotation, molecular function: ferrous iron binding; ferric iron binding. Lineage: Eukaryota; Metazoa; Chordata; Mammalia; Artiodactyla; Physeteridae. Gene Ontology annotation, cellular component: cytoplasm. The record is from RefSeq and is a predicted model, not a curated record. The coding region runs from base 1 to 498 and encodes 165 amino acids. The transcript has 2 exons. Gene Ontology annotation, biological process: iron ion transport; intracellular iron ion homeostasis.